AUCAUCAACACCUUCAAUACUGCAUCGACUCCUGAAGGUUAUACACCAGUGGUUAUCACAACUCCAUCAUCUCCUGGUGCUUCAACACCCAGUGAAUCAUCAACACCUUCCAAUGCUGCAUCGACUCCUGAAGGUUCUACCUCAGUCGUUAUAGCAACAACAUUAUCUCCUGGUGCUUCAACACCCAGUGAAUCAUCAACACCUUCCAAUGCUGCAUCGACUCCUGAAGGUUCUACCUCAGUCGUUAUAGCAACUACAUUAUCUCCUGGUGCUUCAACACCCAGUGAAUCAUCAACACCUUCAAAUACUGCAUCGACUCCUGAAGGUUCUACUACAGUUAUUAUCACAAUACCUUCAUCUCCUGGUGCUUCAACACCCAGUGAAUCAUCAACACCUUCCAAUGCUGCAUCGACUCCUGAAGGUUCUACUUCAGUCGUUAUAGCAACUACAUCAUCUCCUGGUGCUUCAACACCCAGUGAAUCAUCAACACCAUCCAAUGCUGCAUCGACUCCUGAAGGUUCUACUACAGUUAUUAUCACAUCUCCAUCAUCUCCUGGUGCUUCAACACCAAGUGAAUCAUCAACACCUUCCAAUGCUGCAUCGACUCCUGAAGGUUCUACUACAGUUAUCACACCUCCAUCUUCUCCUGGUGCUUCAUCACCCAGUGAAUCAUCAACACCUUCCAAUGCUGCAUCGACUCCUGAAGGUUCUACCUCAGUCGUUAUAGCAACUACAUUAUCUCCUGGUGCUUCAACACCCAGUGAAUCAUCAACAGCAUCCAAUGCUGCAUCGACUCCUGAAGGUUCCACUACAGUUAUUAUCACAUCUCCAUCAUCUCCUGGUGCUUCAACACCAAGUGAAUUAUCAACACCUUCCAAUGCUGCAUCGACUCCUGAAGGUUCUACUACAGUUACUAUCACACCUUUAUCAUCUCCUGGUGCUUCAACACCCAGUGAAUCAUCAACACUUUCCAAUGCUGCAUCGACUCCUGAAGGUUCUACUGUAGUCGUUAUAGCAACUACAUUAUCUCCUGGUGCUUCAACACCCAGUGAAUCAUCAACACCUUCCAAUGCUGCAUCGACUCCUGAAGGUUCUACCUCAGUCGUUAUAGCAACUACAUUAUCUCCUGGUGCUUCAACACCCAGUGAAUCAUCAACACCUUCCAAUGCUGCAUCGACUCCUGAAGGUUCUACCUCAGUCGUUAUACCAACAACAUUAUAUCCUGGUGCUUCAACACCCAGUGAAUCCUCAACACCUUCAAAUACUGCAUCGACUCCUGAAGGUUCUACUUCAGUCGUUAUAGCAACUACAUCAUCUCCUGGUGCUUCAACACCAAGUGAAUCAUCAACACCUUCCAAUGCUGCAUCGACUCCUGAAGGUUCUACUACAGUAACUAUCACACCUCCAUCAUCUCCUGGUGCUUCAACACCCAGUGAAUCAUCAACACCUUCCAAUGCUGCAUCGACUCCUGAAGGUUCUACUUCAGUCGUUAUAGCAACUACAUUAUCUCCUGGUGCUUCAACACCCAGUGAAUCAUCAACACCUUCCAAUGCUGCAUCGACUCCUGAAGGUUCUACAUCAGUCGUUAUAGCAACUACAUUAUCUCCUGGUGCUUCAACACCCAGUGAAUCUUCAACACCAUCCAAUGCUGCAUCGACCCCUGAAGGUUCUACUAUAGUUAUUAUCACAUCUCCAUCAUCUCCUGGUGCUUCAACACCAAGUGAAUCAUCAACAACUUCCAAUGCUGCAUCGACUCCUGAAGGUUCUACCUCAAUCGUUAUAGCAACUACAUUAUCUCCUGGUGCUUCAACACCCAGUGAAUCAUCAACACCAUCCAAUGCUGCAUCGACUCCUGAAGGUUCUACUCCAAUUAUUAUCACAUCUUCAUCUUCUCCUGGUGCUUCAACACCCAGUGAAUCAUCAACACCUUCCAAUGCUGCAUCGACUCCUGAAGGUUCUACUACAGUAACUAUCACACCUCCAUCAUCUCCUGGUGCUUCAACACCCAGUGAAUCAUCAACACCAUCCAAUGCUGCAUCGACUCCUGAAGCUUCUACUACAGUUAUUAUCACAUCUCCAUCAUCUCCUGGUGCUUCAACACCAAGUGAAUCAUCAACAACUUCCAAUGCUGCAUCGACUCCUGAAGGUUCUACUACCGUUAUCACACCUCCAUCUUCUCCUGGUGCUUCAACACCCAGUGAAUCAUCAACAGCAUCCAAUGCUGCAUCGACUCCUGAAGGUUCUACUACUGUUAUCACACCUCCAUCAUCUCCUGGUGCUUCAACACCCAGUGAAUCAUCAACACCUUCCAAUGCUGCAUCGACUCCUGAAGGUUCUACUACAGUUAUCACACCUCCAUCUUCUCCUGGUGCUUCAUCACCCAGUGAAUCAUCAACACCUUCCAAUGCUGCAUCGACUCCUGAAGGUUCUACUACAGUUAUUAUCACAAUACCUUCAUCUCCUGGUGCUUCAACACCAAUUGAAUCAUCAACACCUUCAAAUACUGCAGUGACUCCUGAAGUGAAUCAUUAA
Messenger RNA from Silurus meridionalis, 2532 nucleotides. Its product is annotated as mucin-5AC-like. The record is from RefSeq and is a predicted model, not a curated record. NCBI's taxonomy places the organism in Eukaryota, Metazoa, Chordata, Actinopteri, Siluriformes, Siluridae. The annotation marks the transcript as partial. The transcript is spliced from 3 exons.